This is a messenger RNA of Cloeon dipterum, 1236 nucleotides long. RefSeq names its product Spliceosomal protein on the X (gene Spx). Gene Ontology annotation, molecular function: RNA binding. Gene Ontology annotation, biological process: positive regulation of mRNA splicing, via spliceosome. Bases 52 to 1164 code for a protein of 370 amino acids. Lineage: Eukaryota; Metazoa; Arthropoda; Insecta; Ephemeroptera; Baetidae. The record is from RefSeq and is a predicted model, not a curated record. The transcript is spliced from 4 exons. Gene Ontology annotation, cellular component: U12-type spliceosomal complex; U2 snRNP; nucleolus.
UUGGGGAGUCAAGUAAGUUCUGGAUUGGUUGAAAACGAAAACACAACAACCAUGGCGGCCGGUCCGAUUGCUGAGCGCAAUCAAGAUGCCACCAUUUACGUUGGAGGACUUGACGAGAAAGUGUCAGAGGCUUUAUUAUGGGAACUCUUCGUCCAGAGCGGACCUGUUGUCAAUGUCCACAUGCCAAAGGAUCGUGUGUCCCAAAUGCACCAAGGCUAUGGAUUUGUAGAGUUCAUGGGCGAGGAUGACGCAGAUUACGCGAUCAAAAUCAUGAACAUGAUUAAAUUAUAUGGAAAGCCCAUCAGAGUUAACAAGGCGUCAGCACAUCAAAAGAAUCUUGAUGUCGGAGCGAACAUCUUCAUCGGUAAUCUCGACCCUGAAGUAGACGAAAAAUUGCUCUAUGACACAUUCUCUGCGUUCGGAGUUAUUUUGCAAACUCCUAAAAUCAUGCGCGACCCUGAGAGUGGAAAUUCUAAGGGCUUCGCUUUCAUCAACUUUGCCAGCUUUGAGGCGUCUGACGCAUCCAUUGAAGCUAUGAAUGGGCAGUACCUUUGCAAUCGCCCCAUCUCAGUUUCCUAUGCUUUCAAGAAAGACUCCAAGGGCGAACGCCACGGUUCCGCUGCGGAGCGUCUGCUGGCAGCACAGAACCCUUUGUCGCAGGCGGACCGGCCUCACCAGCUGUUCGCCGACGCACCACCACCCUCUGUGCCCCCCAUCCCGAUCGUUCCGCCCCCACCACCCAUGGGCCACGGAGGAAUCACCAUGGUGCCGCCCCCGCCGCCUGCACCCCCCUCGAACCUGCCCCCUCCGCCUCCUGUACCACCCCCAGCAGGCAUGCCGCUCGGGAUGGGCAUGGGUAUUCCGCAACCACCUCUGCCCCCGAUGCCGCCUCCACCUCCCAGCAGGCCUCCGAUGCCUCCAAACAUGCCCCCGAUGCCCCCAAACCAGCCCAUGGCGCCAAUGCCUCCUGGUCCGCCAAGGAUGAUGCCACCGUGGCAAGGAGGGCCACAGGGAAUGGGUGCACCACCACCUCCUCCUGGCGGCUGGAGACCGCCGCCUCCAUUUGGCAGGCCUCCAUUCCCACCACAGGGGCCACCGCCUCCACCACCCCCACCGCGCAUGAUGCGGCCACCGCCACCACCGGAAGAUCAAGGAGGCUGGUAGUGUGGAUUCUGAUAAUAUUGAGGCUUAAUUUUUGUAACAUAAUGCUGGAAUAAAUAAAUCAUUUGAUUUUGA